Molecule: messenger RNA, 986 nt
Organism: Hevea brasiliensis (rubber tree)
Lineage: Eukaryota; Viridiplantae; Streptophyta; Magnoliopsida; Malpighiales; Euphorbiaceae
Product: amino acid transporter AVT6C-like
Exons: 2
Coding region: 70-618 (182 amino acids)
Biological process (GO): amino acid transmembrane transport
Molecular function (GO): amino acid transmembrane transporter activity
Source: RefSeq, a predicted model, not a curated record
UUUGAAAACCAAUUUGGCGAUCUCUGCACUCAUUGAAGGGAAAACCAAUCUGACGAAUGUCUUUGAUGAAUGUAUGAAGUUCAUCCGAUUGUUUUAGAGCUUGGCAAACCUUCUUAUAUGAUUUCAGCAGUAAUCUGCGCUGCCAUCUACUUCACCAUAGGCAUUAUCGGGUACCUUUUGUUUGGAGAAUCAAUCGUGGUUGAUAUAUUAGUAAAUUUCGAUAGAACUUCUGAUACAGCAAGUGGUGCAUUACUGAAUGACAUAGUUAGAUUAAGCUAUGCAUUCCACCUUAUGCUGGUGUUUCCUCUCUUGAACUUCUCCUUAGGGGCAAACAUCGGUCAAUUUCCUUUCCCCAAGAAGUCUUUGCUGGCAAGAGACACAACCAGAUUUGUGUCCCUCACUCUAAUCUUAUUAAUCUUCACUUACCUGUUAGCAAUAGCCAUUCCAAAUGUAUGGUACUUCUUUCAGUUUGUGGGAUCAACCUCUGCAGUGUGUCUUGCCUUUAUUUUUCCAGGUGCUAUUGUGCUAAGGGAUACUCACAGGAUAUCUACAACUAAGGAUGGGAUCAUAGUUGUCCUUUUCUUCACUUCUUUGUUGCCCAAAUGUUUUUGUAGUUGAGGUGCCUGUUUUUUUGUGUAUCUUAGAAUUCAGCAGCCAAAAUUAAGCAGGGUCUCUGAAAAUUUAGUAUGCAAACAUGCAAGUUGAGCAGUUCAUUGUUGCUAUCUACUGCAACGAAGUUCUGGAUAUAAUUUUUCAUAAUAUCCUACAAUGAGGCUACGAGGAGGAGCCCUCUUAUCAAAUUGAGUGAGACUCUUGGUGUCAGCAAUCAUCUCAGUUGCUCUAUCCUAUCUUUGAUAAAAAAUGAUAAUUCAGCUACCAAUUCUAUCAGUACAUCACAAUAUUUGCAGAACCCAUCUUUGUGCUUGUCUAUUUCGUUUCAUUUUAUUUCUUGAAAUGACAUAAACAGAGUGUUUGUUUCAAUCUCA